This is a messenger RNA of Helobdella robusta, 414 nucleotides long. RefSeq lists its product as hypothetical. Bases 1 to 414 code for a protein of 137 amino acids. Lineage: Eukaryota; Metazoa; Annelida; Clitellata; Rhynchobdellida; Glossiphoniidae. The transcript has 4 exons. The record is from RefSeq and is a predicted model, not a curated record.
AUGGGGCAUUCCAAAAGAGUAAAUCUUAACAGUGGCGUCACUAGGAGGGUGCGGGGGGUGCAGACCGCACCGGGUGACCCUCACAAGGGAGGUGGAGUUCAUACAACAAAACGGCUAAGCGGAUGUCAACAAAGAAAAGCCAAAAUAAAGAAAUUGCGCGGAUCUAUGCUGCAAUAUGUAAAGGGAUCAGAUGAGGCCCAGAGUUUUUCCAAAGACACAGUUCCUCAACCGCAAAUUGAUGAGACUAAUUUAUCUGAUGCUGAGAUAGAGCUUUUAUUAGAAAUACCAAGACUGAGAAGACAUCUGAAGGCAGCAGAGAUUGAUCUUGAAGAAGCCAAAAACUGGUCACGUGAAUGCUCUAUGUCUAUGGGGUGUCAUAAGAGGGGUGACACCAUGAGUUACCGCACCGGGUGA